AGUUUGGGCUCGAACUACCUUUUGUUGUCAGCUGGGAGCGACGUCAGGGGCCGCUGCGCUCCGCGAGGUGGUGUCCACAUGUGACCAGCUGAAACUAGUUCUAAGACACAAAGGGAAGCAGAUAGGGAGCGCGGCGGCGGGGCAGCGAGCGCGGCCGAAGGAUUAACCCCGGGAGACCAAGUAGCGCAGCGAAGCGAAGCUCGGCGCCGAGAAUGCAGGUCCACGGGCUCAUCCUUCUCCUGGUGCUGAUCCUCAUGACUGCAGCCUCUGAGGCUGGAAAAAACAAGAAAGACAAGGUAAAGAAGAACAGCUCUGAAUGUGAGGAUUGGCGCUGGGGGCCUUGCACCCCAAACAGCAAAGACUGUGGCGUGGGCUACCGCGAGGGGACCUGCAAGGAGGAGACAAAGAGACUCAAGUGCAAGAUCCCCUGUAACUGGAAGAAGGAGUUUGGAGCCGACUGCAAGUACAAGUUUGAGAGUUGGGGCGGGUGCGAUGCGGCCACAGGUCUGAAGGCCCGUUCGGGCACCCUGAAGAAAGCCCUAUACAAUGCGGAAUGUCAGGAGACCAUCCAAGUGACCAAGCCCUGCUCUCCCAAGUCCAAGUCAAAAUCCAAAGCCAGGAAAGGGAAGGGGAAGGACUAGAAGGCAUGGCCCGACCCUCCUAUCUCCUAGACACGGUGCCUGAACCCAUUUGGACAUCCACCACUCGGAGCUGCAGCACGGUCCCCCUGCUCGGCAAUGUUUUGCCAGAUUCCAUUCUUCCUCCUCCCCCAGCCCCCUGCAACUUCCUCCUUAACUGAGAUGCCUUUUCUAAUCACUAGCUGUGUAGAGACCAAACCCGCCCUUGCCUGAAGGAGGUGCUGUUUACCUUCCCCAGCCCCACUCCGUGCCACUGUCAGGUGCCUUUAUUUGGACCCAGUGUUCGCUUCCCUGCAUCUGUUUUCAACUGUUCAGUGCCAUGUGCGUGGGGAGCUCUGAGCUGGGAGCAGCUG
Molecule: messenger RNA, 991 nt
Organism: Pelodiscus sinensis (Chinese soft-shelled turtle)
Lineage: Eukaryota; Metazoa; Chordata; Testudines; Trionychidae
Source: RefSeq, a predicted model, not a curated record